CUCAGGAUACAUCCGCCCUUCAGCUGCACGUAGUAAAUAACAAAGUCUUUGUUGAAGAAAUAUUACUGAGGCGAGUUGCAAACAAUUUAAAGAGUGUUUAAGGACUUGUUGUGGGUGAUCACCAGUGGACAAUCAAACUUUACAGGCUUCCUCAAUUGAAAGACAUGGAUGAUAUCCCGGUUGCGUCAAAAGCACCCCUGCUUGUUGACAGGGAAUUGCCAGGAUUGAGAGAAGCUGUAGCACAACUCGUGAUAAAGGAGCACGAUGUAGAGACUCCCCAUGGAAGAAUCCACUGCACCAUGAAGGGGGUGCCCAAAGGAGACCGGCCCGUCAUCCUCACCUUCCAUGACAUUGGACUGAACCACAAGACGUGCUUUGACUCCAUGUUCCAGCAUGAGGACAUGCAGGAGAUCAUGCAGCACUUUGCUGUGUGCCACGUCGAUGCCCCUGGGCAGCACGAGGGGGCCAACACCUUCUCUACCGGGUACGAGUACCCCUCCAUGGAUCUGCUGUCUGAGUCCCUCCCCUUGGUCCUCAAGCAUUUUGGUCUGAAGAGCGUCAUUGGAAUGGCCGUCGGCGCUGGAGCCUACAUCCUCGCAAGAUUCGCUCUGGACUACCCCGCGUUGGUGGAAGGCCUGGUUCUGAUUAAUAUCAACCCCUGUGCUGAGGGAUGGAUGGACUGGGCUGCAAACAAGGUCACUCCUUUGCCUGAAAUGCUCAUCGGCCAUCUCUUCGGAAAGGAGGAAAUCUCCAACAACCACGACCUUAUCGCCACCUUCCGCCAUCACAUCAUGAACGACAUGAACCAGUACAACCUCCAACUCUUUGUCAAAGCUUACAACAGCCGGCGGGACCUGGAGAUUGAGAGGCCCAUUCCUGGUGGAAAAGUCACCGUCAGAACCCUGAAGUGUCCUUCUCUGUUGGUGGUAGGAGACAGCUCUCCGGCCGUUGACGCCGUGGUGGAGUGCAAUACUAAGCUGGACCCGACAAGGACCACACUGCUGAAGAUGGCUGAUUGUGGAGGUCUCCCCAUGGUUGACCAGCCUGCAAAGCUGACAGAGGCCUUCAAGUACUUCAUUCAGGGAAUGGGCUACAUGCCUGCUGCCAGCAUGACCAGACUGGUCCGCUCUCGCACGGCGUCCGGAUCCAGCAUCCACUCAAUGGACGGCAACAGGAGCCGGUCUCACACCAACGAGGGCAACCGAAGCCGGUCACACACCAACGAGAAGCGUGGCCGCUCCCACACGGACAGUAUGGAAGGCACAGCGAACAGCACCGCGGCUCUCAAGUCCACCGAAGUGUCCUGCUAGACGACCCUUACCCUCGACCUUUAACCUCCGAUCCCCUGCCCCCUGGUUCCUGCUGCGCUGCCACUAACUACACACCCACACAGGAUUCCAUACCAUUCAAUGCAAUUGGGAUGCCUCCAAUUAGAGAAUGUUUUCUCUAUGCCAAAGAGUUAUGCAAAGAGGUUUUUUAGUAAGGAUAUGCAAGUACAUACUACUGCAAAAUAAAGGAAAUUCCGUAGAGAAAAAAAUAAAAAUAAAAUAAACUGAUCCCUUCCCAUCUGCAGAGUCAGGUGGAAUAUCUAGGUGUUAGGGGCAACGCAGCCGAGCGACACCGCAACGGAGAAUGUGGGAGAAAGCUGUGGCUGCAGAGCGACACAGCAACGGAGAAUGUGGGAGAAAGCUGUGGCUCCAGAGCGACACCGCAACGGAGAAUGUGGGAGAAAGCUGUGGCUCCAGAGCGAGUACCUAGUACACCAGUUUGUACAUUUUUCUUUUAAAUCUCUCAUUAGGAAUUUUUUGUUUUGUAGUAUUUUAUCACAUCUGACACAGUUUGCUUAAAUGUGUACCUGACUGUAAAUGAGUGUUUCUUUCUGUUCUCAUUGUAAUUGUUCAUCAUUAACUUUUCAAUGUUAUAAUUGCUGUUCUGUGUGAUAUAGGAGAGGGUAAUGUUAGGCCUAGAUGUGGAGUAAGAAUAGGGAGGAAAGUGGAUAAUUGUUUUUGCUCAAAUUGCUGUUCGUCUUUGAAACCGUGGGAAGGAGGGAAUCGGAAAUGUAUCAUGUACAUACAACACAUUCCUGUAACCAUUCCUCUGUUUAAUGAUGUUGUCCAUUCAUUUUGAGUUAACAGUCUCCUGGAUGUUCUGUAUAUGUCAACUGUGGAAUCAAACAAUUGUAGCCGUUCUAUUCUAGAACAUUCCAAAAUACGCUAUCCUUUUCAUUAAUGAAACACAACAAAAACUAAAUCAAACAGCUUUGCAUCUUAUUGCUUUAUUAACAGAUCAUGGCUUCAGGCAAAAGUUUAUAUUUUUGAUCUUAUUUUUGUGUAUGUAAAUGAUGUUUUCUAUGCAAUCAAGCACGGCAGAACAAAGAUGAUGUUGCCAUGGAAACCUUCUCUGACUUAUUAAAACUCCUUUGUUGUGAUGGAUUUGAGAGAGUCAAGCUGAUAGAUCCACAUAAUGUAAUAUGAGGAUAGUUAUCCAUAGAACGUAUCAGAAACCCUUUCCCACUCUUACUUGCACCAGUGCAACACUUUCCGGCUUUGUAGAACACAGGCUUACAUCGCUUUGUAAAGACGCACAACUGCCUAAUGCUGUAGACGAGAAGCAUUAAAUGGCAUAACAGUUUGUAUUUAUUUAAAAAAAUAAAAACAUAACUUUU
This is a messenger RNA of Coregonus clupeaformis (lake whitefish), 2665 nucleotides long. Its product is annotated as protein NDRG1-like. Gene Ontology annotation, cellular component: cytoplasm. The record is from RefSeq and is a predicted model, not a curated record. NCBI's taxonomy places the organism in Eukaryota, Metazoa, Chordata, Actinopteri, Salmoniformes, Salmonidae. The coding region runs from base 165 to 1310 and encodes 381 amino acids. Gene Ontology annotation, biological process: signal transduction. The transcript has 16 exons.